This is a messenger RNA of Meriones unguiculatus (Mongolian gerbil), 6362 nucleotides long. RefSeq names its product potassium voltage-gated channel subfamily H member 1 (gene Kcnh1). The record is from RefSeq and is a predicted model, not a curated record. Gene Ontology annotation, biological process: potassium ion transmembrane transport; regulation of membrane potential. Gene Ontology annotation, molecular function: delayed rectifier potassium channel activity. Gene Ontology annotation, cellular component: membrane. Lineage: Eukaryota; Metazoa; Chordata; Mammalia; Rodentia; Muridae. The transcript is spliced from 11 exons. Bases 52 to 3012 code for a protein of 986 amino acids.
GCGCUGAGCCGCGGCGCCCGACGCCCCCGGAGCGGGCGGGCGGGCGGGAGGAUGACCAUGGCCGGCGGCCGGCGGGGACUGGUGGCCCCGCAGAACACGUUUCUGGAGAACAUCGUGCGGCGCUCCAACGACACUAACUUCGUGCUGGGCAAUGCCCAGAUAGUGGACUGGCCCAUCGUGUACAGCAAUGACGGAUUCUGCAAGUUGUCCGGCUACCACCGCGCGGAGGUGAUGCAGAAAAGCAGCGCCUGCAGCUUCAUGUACGGGGAGCUGACUGACAAGGACACGGUCGAGAAGGUGCGCCAGACCUUUGAGAACUACGAGAUGAAUUCCUUCGAGAUCCUGAUGUACAAGAAGAACAGGACACCGGUGUGGUUUUUUGUGAAGAUCGCUCCGAUCCGGAAUGAGCAGGAUAAAGUGGUUCUGUUCCUCUGCACUUUCAGUGAUAUCACCGCGUUCAAGCAGCCGAUCGAGGACGACUCAUGCAAAGGUUGGGGCAAGUUCGCUCGGCUGACCAGAGCUCUGACCAGCAGCAGGGGGGUCCUGCAGCAGCUGGCGCCCAGUGUGCAGAGGGGCGAGAACGUCCACAAGCACUCACGCCUGGCAGAGGUCCUGCAGCUGGGCUCAGACAUCCUUCCACAGUACAAGCAAGAAGCUCCAAAGACACCCCCCCACAUCAUCUUACACUACUGCGUCUUUAAGACCACGUGGGAUUGGAUCAUCUUGAUCUUGACCUUCUACACGGCCAUCCUGGUCCCUUACAACGUGUCCUUUAAGACCAGGCAGAAUAAUGUGGCCUGGCUGGUGGUGGACAGCAUCGUGGACGUGAUCUUCUUAGUGGACAUUGUCCUGAACUUCCACACCACCUUUGUGGGGCCGGCGGGGGAGGUGAUCUCUGACCCCAAACUUAUCCGAAUGAACUACCUGAAGACGUGGUUUGUCAUUGACCUCCUGUCCUGCUUGCCGUACGACGUCAUCAACGCUUUUGAGAACGUGGAUGAGGUUAGUGCCUUUAUGGGUGAUCCAGGGAAGAUUGGUUUUGCUGAUCAGAUUCCGCCACCACUGGAGGGGAGAGAGAGUCAGGGCAUCAGCAGCCUGUUCAGUUCCCUGAAGGUCGUGCGGCUGCUGCGCCUCGGGCGCGUGGCCCGCAAGCUGGACCACUACAUCGAGUACGGCGCUGCGGUGCUGGUGCUGCUGGUGUGCGUGUUCGGGCUGGCCGCCCACUGGAUGGCCUGCAUCUGGUACAGCAUUGGCGACUAUGAGAUCUUUGACGAGGACACCAAGACGAUCCGCAACAACAGCUGGCUCUACCAGCUGGCCGUGGACACGGGCACGCCAUACCAGUUUAACGGCUCCGGCUCGGGGAAGUGGGAAGGCGGCCCGAGCAAGAACUCCGUGUACAUCUCCUCGCUCUACUUCACCAUGACCAGCCUCACCAGCGUGGGCUUUGGGAACAUCGCCCCGUCCACAGACAUCGAGAAGAUCUUCGCAGUGGCCAUCAUGAUGAUUGGCUCUCUUCUGUACGCCACCAUCUUUGGGAACGUGACAACCAUUUUCCAGCAGAUGUACGCCAACACCAACAGGUACCACGAGAUGCUCAACAGCGUCCGGGACUUCCUGAAGCUCUACCAGGUGCCCAAAGGGCUGAGCGAGCGCGUCAUGGACUACAUCGUGUCCACCUGGUCCAUGUCCCGAGGCAUCGACACGGAGAAGGUCCUGCAGGUCUGCCCCAAGGACAUGCGAGCUGACAUCUGUGUGCACCUGAAUCGCAGAGUGUUCAAGGAGCACCCUGCCUUCCGGCUGGCCAGCGAUGGCUGCCUGCGGGCCUUGGCCAUGGAGUUCCAGACGGUGCACUGCGCCCCAGGGGACCUCAUCUGUCACGCUGGGGAGAGUGUGGACAGCCUCUGCUUCGUGGUCUCAGGCUCCCUGGAGGUGAUCCAGGAUGACGAGGUGGUGGCCAUCCUAGGGAAAGGAGACGUGUUUGGAGAUGUUUUCUGGAAGGAAGCAACGCUGGCACAGUCCUGUGCCAAUGUUAGGGCCCUGACCUACUGCGACCUCCACGUGAUCAAGAGGGACGCCCUGCAGAAAGUGCUGGAGUUCUACACAGCCUUCUCGCACUCCUUCUCCCGGAACCUGAUUCUCACCUACAACCUGAGGAAGAGGAUUGUGUUCCGGAAGAUCAGCGAUGUGAAACGGGAAGAGGAGGAGAGGAUGAAACGAAAGAACGAGGCCCCCCUCAUCCUGCCUCCUGACCACCCUGUCAGGAGACUUUUCCAAAGGUUCCGCCAGCAGAAAGAAGCCAGGCUGGCGGCAGAGCGAGGGGGCCGGGACCCAGACGUGGAGAAGGGUAAUGCCCUCACGGACCAUACCUCAGCCAACCACAGCCUGGCGAAGGCCAGCGUGGUCACGGUGCGUGAGAGCCCCGCCACACCCGUGUCCUUCCAGGCAGCCACCUGCUCCACGGUGUCAGACCAUGCCAAGCUGCACGCACCAGGAUCAGAGUGCCCAGGUCCCAAGGCAGGCAGUGGCGACUGUGCCAAGCGCAAAGGCUGGGCCCGUUUCAAGGAUGCCUGUGGGAAGGGUGAGGACUGGGACCAGGUCUCCAAGGCGGAGUCCAUGGAGACGCUGCCCGAGAGGACAAAGGCGUCGGGCGAGGCCACCCUGAAGAAGACGGACUCCUGUGACAGCGGCAUCACCAAGAGUGACCUGCGUCUGGACAACGUGGGGGAGGCCAGGAGCCCUCAAGACCGGAGCCCCAUCCUGGCUGAGGUCAAGCACUCCUUCUACCCCAUCCCUGAGCAGACGCUGCAGGCCACGGUCCUGGAGGUAAAACAUGAGCUGAAGGAGGAAAUCAAGGCCUUGAACGCCAAGAUGACCACCAUUGAGCAGCAGCUGUCUGAGAUACUCAGGAUACUAAUGUCCAGAGGGGCCUCCCAGUCUCCUCAGGAGGCUCGAGACAGCCCCAGGCCCCAGUCCCCGGAGUCAGACAGAGACAUUUUUGGAGCAAGCUGAGAGGAACAUUUCAGAACAAACAAAAAAAUCACGGACAAAGGCCUGUCCCCUCGCCCUCGACACCCUCACCACCCACACGACCAACAACCUUCAAGGUAGGCUUUUCCUGACAGGAAGUCAAAGUGGGACUAAGUGGCUCAGGUGUGGAUUCAUGGUCUCUGGAAGGCAUAAGAGGAGCACGAGGGGCACAGCACUCUGCAGGAUGGCCGCUGCAUGUGGACAGCCACCGACAGUUACGGAAGAAGGCCACGCUGCCUAGCCAAAGAGCAUUUCCUUCAGCGGGUUUUACCAACGCUGUUUGUAAAAGAUUAAAACUGCCGGAGGAGGACAGUAGCCAUGUGGGAACUCCUGAGAGCCCCGAGAACAGACCACACAGGGCUUCCUCACAAGCCCCCCAAGACCACGACAGGUGCAGGGACUUUUGGGCAUUCACCCCCUGGGUCUGACGUCACCAUCUGUUUUCCUACUCUUGCCAUUUGUAACAAACUUGCAAUAAGGGGAGCUUGAUGGGCAGGAGGGCCUUUGCGCCAUGGAGACGCAGGCUGGGCUCCUCGGGUUCCCUUGCCUGGAAGAGUCGAGGCAAGGGUAAAGGCUGGAGAGGGCCCUCGCUCGGAGCAAGCUCUGUCGUGCGGUCCACAGCCUGCUCCUGACACGGAAGCUCCCACUCUCUGGCGCUCACCAUGCUACAGUAAGGCCUCCUGACUCAAGCUUCUCUGCCCCUGCCUUGACCUUUUCCCAAGCUUGCCAUGGCUCUCCUCAGGGUGUGGGGCACUGACAGGAAGGGGCAGGAGCCCAGCGUUGCUUUCCUAACACACACACACACAACCUCAGAAAACAAUGAUUGUAGCGAGUACUAGGUUUCUAUUUUGAUUCUCGUAGGGAUUUUUGUCCAGCGCAGGGGGUCGCUAGAGGACACGUGGGAACCACACUUAGCCUUAUUUGAAAGCCAACCGAUUUCCUACUCCAGAAAUAAUGGCAGGACCAUGAUCCUUCUCUAGGGAGCUGGAGAGAGUGACGCAUUGGCUUUCAUGAUGUCUCCGUGAUAAGCUGGGAUGUGACGGUCGCAGGGCCGUCUCUGCAGAUUGCCACAUCCUGGCAGGGACACACACUGCCUCGGUCGCUCGAGCUCUCUCGGUGGCAUCCUGGGCCAGAGGAGCUAGCCCAGGUGUGCAUCUGGAGGGGUGGCACGGAGCGUGGCAGGGGUGUAGCAGCGCCAGGGGAGCCUGGAAUCUCGGCUGUGCAGUGAGUGGCAUACACUUAGCGCUAACAGCUUUGACGAUUCAGGGUGUCGGCAUCUUGAACCUGGCACUCAGGACCUGCUCUACCAAAGAGGCAUACCGUUCCUCUUGGUGGCCAUGGCACCUGCCGGGUCUCAAUGCAUGGCUGUCUGUGCAGGAUGGACGGCCCUGGGAGAUCAGGGCUGUGCACGCAUGUAGUUUUUCACACACUGCUUAAGGGCUGGCUCAGGGCAUCCCUAGACCAAGAUACAGCAGCAUUCAGAGAUGCCCACUCUGGGUAAAGCUAGGCCUGCAGCCUCGUGGGCUGCCUGAUGCCAACUGCCUGAGUGUCCCACAAGGGCACGCCUCAUGGAUACUCACCAGCCUGGCGCUGAGGCCUAGGAGCUGCUCAGCUUCGGGGAGGCAGGCCCUGUGGCCAGGCCACACUCAGCCUCAGGAGCACGUGCUUCCAGAGCUCCUUCUGGACCACUUUGGGGUUUAAUGGUUCUCGAGUGUCUUGCCAGCCAGUGGGGCAGCAGCCUGCUGCUCCUUGACAGCUGUCUGAGGUGGGUGGCCCUUCCCCACAGGGGUCUGAGGGAUCCAGAUGCUGGAGUGCCAGUGAGCACUCUCCGAGGUCAAUGCAAAUGAUGUCUGCACCCUUUGGGGUGGGGGGUGGGGUGUCUCUGUCCACCUUGGGGUUCUAGGAGUCUAGGGCCCCAGAGUUCCUGCAGAACGCUUGUGCCUGGCUUCUCUUUUUCCUCAUUUCUCCAGCAGUCUUGCUCUUGAUUGGCCUUUCUGAAGCAAUUCUAAACAAUUCUAAACUCUCACAGCACUCACUGGGCCAGGGGCUGCCUGGUGCCGACUCAGCUUUUAUGAGGUCCCAACCAAGGAGCGCAGGAUGCUGGCCUGCACCUUCCUGUGUGAGCCAUUGUCUGCUGGCUGAGGAGAGCCUAGGAAGCAGAAUUGCCAGGUGUCAGACUGGACACUGAGAUCUUAGACCAACAACUUGGCUCUGCCUCUUAGGAGGGGUCCAGCACGUGCUGGCCACUUGGUCUGAAUGAGCUCCUGUGGCUGCCAUCCACACAAAGUGCCAUUUCCCGGGGGCUGCCCUGACAGGCUAUGGGAGGCGGCCCCACUUGGGCUGACGGCCUGCGCUCUUCCUGCGGGCAUGCAGUAGUGUGGGCACGCUGCCUGUCCGUCGGCCAUGCCACCCCAGAGGCAGCGGCAGUCUCCUCCCCUGUGCAGCCCUCCUGAUGCUCCGAUGUAGGCACACCGACCCCACUUCUCUGCCUGCUUCCAAAGCAGCGCCCAUCGCAGCGGCCUCCCAGCAGGCCUUCUUUCUUGGUUUGGGCACGGAAGGUCAAAGCCAGGCCCUUGCCCAUGCUGGGGAAGAGCUCUGCCACUGAACAGUACCUCCGGCGUCUGGAAGCUUCUGGAAACACAUUCCUUACGUUGUCAUCUGAUUCCUAGGGCCGUGUUAGCGCCUCCGGGCUGCCUCAGCAGCAAGAAUGGUUGGCAAGGGGUAGAGAUACACUGCCCCCCCCACAGGCCUCAGCUUCCAAAUCCUUAAGUGGAAAAGAGAGAAUGUGAAGCCAGGUGUCAGUGUGUGCGGGUCAGAAUAGAGACUGAAUGUACUCUUUAGAAAAAGCAGUCAGAGCCAGACCCUCCGCACCCUGUCACACUGACAGCUCACAGGGACACGCUAGGGCCUCUCCGGAGCCCUGGUGAAGUUACAAAUAAAGAUGUUUAGCCUUAAGACACUUGAAUGGACUCCAGCUGCAGCGGGGUGGGGGCCAGUCCCCUUCCUAGCCCCUCUCCCACUGCUUAGACAGGAGGCCUGCUAGGCCCAGCCCUCGGAGGGCCCUGCUACCGAAAUGUCCGCCGUCGUCACUGCUCCAUUCCUACCUUCUCACUCGAUUCCGUAAAACUGUCUUCACCAGCUCCCGAGCUCUCCACCCGAGCCGUCAGUGCAGUGCACCCCGACCCUGAGCACCCGAGGACCAUUCUCCAGCCAGGGUGUGGGUGUGGAGACCCCCUCCCUGUCCCUCUCACAGUGCAAAGGAGUGAAUUUACCUGCAGCUCACAUCAGUCUUCACACUAGCGCGUCAGAAGCUUAAAGGCAGCCUUAGAAUU